AUGUAUACCGUUCGUUGCUCGAUAUGCCGCCAACAAAUGCCAACAUUAAAAUUAUUAAUUUCCCAUUACCUAACCAGCCAUUCAAAAUUAAAAAUUAUUAAGCAGGUUUUAAAAUACAGCAUUUUGCAAUCUACCCCAAGUUUAUUCAAACACAAAUACAAAAGUAAGAUGAGAAAAACUGAAACCUUGUAUUUAAAUGAAAAUAUUCAUAUACUGUGCAGUCAGAAUGAAAUAAUUAUAGGAGAUAAUAAAAGCAAUGUUGAUAUGGAAUUCUCGUUCGAUGAAAAUUCCAAUGAAAUUCUAGUAAUUCCCCAUCUGCGUCUUCAGAAGACAGCAUGGAAAACCUACAGGCACUAUCACAUUAAUAUAACAAAACUGAAAAAUCAACAAACCCUAGACGAAAAAAGCGGUGAGUUUUAUAUGUGCCAUUGUAGGGAAAACGUUGUAAUUUCCCCGAUGGAAACAAAGAUAUUUUGCCAAAAGUGUGGCAGCGGUUACAACACAGAAAACGAUUUAAUGAACCACAUGCAAGUGCACGAAACUUUCUGCCGGCUGUGCAACGAAUACUUUCCCAACGAAUAUGUCUUCAAGGAACAUAUGCGCUUACAUAUAUUUAAAGUUUACAUGUGCCAUGUAUGCGGCAGGGAAUUCCCGUUCAGGGAAUUGCUUCAGGUUCAUUUCGAGUGCCACGUCGAAGACAGGACUUUCGAGACUGUCCUGGACAUGGAGGAAGACUACAGGAUUCACAGGUACAGUUUCAUGAAUAUGAAUUAUAAUAGUAGCAUAAACAGUAUUCUGUGUUAUCUGAGCGAAAGCCACGACAUUUAUUACUACAGUUACAAGUUUAUGAAGGUUAUUUGCGAGUUUUGCUUCAAUGAGGUGUUUCUUUUCGAUUACGAGCAGCAUUUGCAAAAUGUACAUUACACUUUUUCCUUUUGA
This is a messenger RNA of Anoplophora glabripennis (Asian longhorned beetle), 939 nucleotides long. RefSeq names its product zinc finger protein 560-like. Gene Ontology annotation, molecular function: RNA polymerase II transcription regulatory region sequence-specific DNA binding; DNA-binding transcription factor activity, RNA polymerase II-specific. The record is from RefSeq and is a predicted model, not a curated record. NCBI's taxonomy places the organism in Eukaryota, Metazoa, Arthropoda, Insecta, Coleoptera, Cerambycidae. The transcript is spliced from 5 exons. The coding region runs from base 1 to 939 and encodes 312 amino acids. Gene Ontology annotation, biological process: regulation of transcription by RNA polymerase II. Gene Ontology annotation, cellular component: nucleus.